Messenger RNA from Candida dubliniensis CD36, 1719 nucleotides. RefSeq lists its product as uncharacterized. Gene Ontology annotation, cellular component: cytoplasm. The coding region runs from base 1 to 1719 and encodes 572 amino acids. NCBI's taxonomy places the organism in Eukaryota, Fungi, Ascomycota, Pichiomycetes, Serinales, Debaryomycetaceae. The record is from RefSeq and is a predicted model, not a curated record. The transcript has a single exon. Gene Ontology annotation, biological process: mitochondrion distribution.
AUGGGAGAGAUAAUUACUUUAUCAUAUGGACUGCUUUGUAAUAAUACUGUCACUCACUUGUACAACACCCAAGAAUCAUUGAUAUCAUACAAACCAUCGUCAAAAGCAAAUCAUGAUUUACAGGUAUUUCUAACUCGAUAUAAAUCAACGUCAGUCAGUUAUUCACCAAGAGCAUUGAUCUAUGAUUUACGAAAUGGAUUAGGGGCAUUGAAUAAAUACGAGUAUCACGAACCAUUACCCGUUGAUUUUAAUUUAUCAUUAUUAACUACCAAUACAACAGCAUCAGCAUCAGCAUCAGCAACAAACAAUUCAUUAGAAUCAGGGUAUAAUUUGAAAAAAGCAAGAGUUGAAAAAAAUGAAUACCAACAGAAAUUGGAUCAGGGGAUAACUGAUGGCUCGUUAUUAAACGUUAACAAUACUAAAUAUUGGACUGAUUACAAUAAACUAAUAUAUAAUCCCAAGUCGUUAACCACUGUCAAUAAUUUUGUUCAUAAUGAAAACAACCAUGAAUCGGGAUAUCAUUAUAAUUUUGAUAAUUUAAAAUAUGAUUUAUUUAAUAUCGGACAAGAAGAAUUUAAAGCAUGUAAUAAUGACAAUAAUGGUCAUGGCUUUGGUGAUGGUGAUAGUAAUAAAUUGAUAGAGAAUUUUCGAUAUUUUCUAGAGAAAACUGACAAGUUACAAGGAUUACAAUUGUUAACCAAUCUUAAUGAUGCAUGGGGAGGAUUUACUAAUGAGAUGUUAAUAGAUUUGAUUGAUGAAUUUUUCAACAACACGAGUAGUGAUAAACUAAACUUAUGGAUUUAUGGAUUAAUGAACAGUACAUCAUCAUCGGACAAGACACAAUCAAUCAGAUCAAAAUUGUCAUUUAUUAAAACAUUUAUUGAAUUGACUAAACAACUGAGUUUGGUUUUCCCGAUGAAUUUAAACGGCUUGAAAGAUGUAGGUUUGAACAAUAAUUAUUCCAUAUUGACAGAUAAAUUUAAUCUAAGUUCAAAUUGGCAUCAAUCAAGUUUAUAUGCUACGUUUAUUAAUUCUAUAUGGGGAUUGAAUAAUCAACUUAAGAAUCAAAUCAACAUGACCCAUUUACAAAACGACAUAGUAAAACUCAACCCUAAUCAAAAAAUCAUUAAUCAAAUCAAAUUCAAACAAAAGGAAAAUAAUCACGGUCAUGAACAACAGCAAUUAUUUGGUUCAGAUGUAAAUCAAUUUAAUUUGAAGGAUAUAGUAAAUUUGCAAGAUCUUAAUAGUUUUGGAAAAAGUUCAAAGGCCAGUGAUGCCCAAAGAGAGCUAAACUUAGGAAUAUCAAAGAAUGCAACUAUCGAUACUGGUAGUGAUACUUAUCAUAAUUUCGUUCAAAAUAGUAUAUCAGCUUCAACUGCAGAAGAUGUGGGAAUUCUUAGAGAUGAACAAGGACAAAAUGGGAUUGUGAACAAUUAUAUAAAUUCUUAUAUUGACAAUAUAUUUCAAGUUGAAACUUUCCCUGUUGAUAUUUUAAAAUCAUCGUCAUCAAAUACUAUUAAUGUGAUAACUGAAUUCAAUGUCAAUGAUGGAUUGAAACAUUAUUUAAAACCAUAUAUAAAACUAGUUGCAAACGUUAGAAACCAACAUCGUGAAUAUCUAGAUAUUAUUGAAGAUAAAGAAGAAUUGUUAGAGGAUUUGAAUAAUAUAAGUCAAGAAUACUCUUAUGGUUACGAAUCAGAUGAUGAAUAUUAUGAAUGA